Branchiostoma floridae (Florida lancelet) is the source of this 1983-nucleotide messenger RNA. Its product is annotated as mitochondrial carnitine/acylcarnitine carrier protein-like. Lineage: Eukaryota; Metazoa; Chordata; Leptocardii; Amphioxiformes; Branchiostomatidae. Gene Ontology annotation, molecular function: O-acyl-L-carnitine transmembrane transporter activity. The coding region runs from base 1 to 894 and encodes 297 amino acids. The transcript is spliced from 10 exons. Gene Ontology annotation, cellular component: mitochondrial envelope. Gene Ontology annotation, biological process: carnitine transmembrane transport; mitochondrial transport. The record is from RefSeq and is a predicted model, not a curated record.
AUGGCGGACGUUAACCCGAUAAAAGACUUCAUCGCCGGCGGAUUCGGUGGCGUGUGCCUUGUUUUCGCAGGGCAUCCGCUUGAUACAAUCAAGGUCCGUCUCCAGACCCAGCCCACCCCACCUCCAGGACAGGCCCCCAAGUUUGCAGGAGCAUGGGACUGUGCCAGGCAGACAGUGAUGAAGGAGGGGUUCCGAGGCCUGUACAAGGGCAUGGCAGCUCCGAUUGUGGGCGUGUCCCCCAUGUUCGCUGUAUGUUUCUUCGGCUUUGGACUUGGGAAAAAGUUGCAGGCAGGAGAGAAGACCAAUGCUGAGUUGUCGUACAUACAGCUGUGGAAUGCAGGUAUGUUGGCAGGUGUCUUCACUACUGUCAUCAUGGCACCUGGUGAGCGCAUCAAGUGCCUGCUGCAGAUCCAGGCUGAUGCUGGGUCCAAGAAGUAUGCUGGCCCGGUGGACUGUGCCAAGCAGCUGUACAGGGAAGGGGGGAUCAGGAGUGUGUACAGAGGGACAGCUCUCACACUGAUGAGGGAUGUACCAGCAAGUGGAAUGUACUUCAUGAGCUACGAGAUUCUGCAACGUAAACUGACACCAGAGGGGAAGACGCGCAAAGAUAUGAGUGUAGGGAGGACACUGUUCGCUGGAGGAAUGGCAGGAGUUUUUAACUGGAUGGUGGCAAUUGCGCCUGACACACUGAAGUCCCGCUUCCAGACAGCUCCCGCUGGGAAGUACAGUGGUGUUGGUGAUGUGUUACGGCACCUAGUCAGGGAGGAGGGGCCUCAGGCUCUGUUCAAGGGCGUGGCCCCCAUUAUGGUCAGGGCCUUCCCUGCUAAUGCUGCUUGUUUCCUUGGUUACGAGAUGUGUAUGAAGUUCCUCGACUGGCUGGCCCCUGGCUGGUAACAAGGAGAGAUUGUCCACAAUGCUGCAACCAUGGCAACAGUGGAGAAUGAAUCAGCCAAUCACAUUAGUGGAUGACUGACUGUGUCAGUCUAUAAUCAACCCAUUAUUGAGUAGGAGGGAAACUUGUCACAGCUUCCAAUACUAGGCUGUGGACAGCACCAGACUGUGUAGAAUGUUUUGGGGAAUUUCAGAUGGUUUUCAGUUAUAUGACAGGGACCAUGCCAUUGUCUCAGGAGCAUGCAGGGGUGACAAAAUAACACUUUUCGAAAUGUUCCAUUGUUAUGUUUGUGGUCUUGCUGAAUGGUCAGGGAAGUUGAACAAAAGUGAUACAAAUGUACUACUAUGUGUUUCACUGGUAUGAUUUACAUGCAGUGCCUAUAAUAUAGAAGGGAGAAGCACUUUUGUCUCCACUAAUAAAUUCAGUACUAUUGUGAUGACUUCAUUGCAGUGAGUGAAGACUGUACUUUGAUUAUUAGAUAAUGAACAUAUUGUAUCCCUACCAAUAAAGCUUCCCCAGGGAUUUCUUGCCUUCUAAUAAAAUGCUAUACAUCCAUGAUAUUCAAAGUAUCCAGUAGUAGCUAUGGGAGUAGUAGUCAAACCUCUGGUUAUAUUUUCUGAUGUCAAAAAAUGAGUCAUGCUAAUUUUGGUGUGUUAUAUGUAUAUAGGAGCCAUAUUAGAUAUAAUUUUGGAUAAACUUCUGUAAGGUGUUUGAAGGUGAGGGGCCGAGGGAAAGAGUGAAAAUGCUGUUCUGUGAACAUGCAUUUUGAAAUGAACUGGUAUUAUAAACACCAUGACUGGCGAACUAUAUAUAAAUGUCCCCUGGAUCUGAUAGAUACAUGUAGUGUGACUGAUAAAAGAAUUCAAUCAGGUGACCUCAAUUUGUUUGGUUCUCAGAGUUAUAAGGGAAUGCUGCAUACAUGUACAAGACAGUGAACACAAACUUAGUACAUUUGAUUUAUAGCACACUCGGUUCAUGAUGUUUUCUUCCUUGCCUGUCUCACAUCAUUUUAUUGAAAGCUUUAUGUCAUAACCAUGACAUGUAUUGAACAAAUUGUAACUGUUCAGACAAAUAAACAUUUUGUCAUCUGA